CCAUUCUCUACCAUUCUUUUGAUUUGUUUAAACUGAACAAGAUUGAUAUGUGUCUAGAUUCAUUGCACCUGCAAAUGGGCAAGUAGGAAUAAGGCCAUUUGAUUGAUUCCUUCCACCUUUGUUAGGGGAAGAAAUGAUGCCUCUUUUAGAUUAAAGAAAUGAUGGCCUCAAUGACACUAACCCUUUUUUCUGGUUUUCCACUUCCCUCGAGCUCUAGCUUACCCAACUUCCUUUCGAGUUCCAUCGACUUACACUAUAGCCUUAUUGUUCAUGCACGCUGCCUACAAUGGCGUCCAGGUUCAUUAGCCUUUUCUCUCGUAAGUUUGCUAUUUAACCUAUUCAUAGAAAAGCUGCUUAAUGCUUAUAUACCAAUGGGAGGGAAUAUAGUGCUCGAUUGGCUUUAGUGGAUUUGGUGGUGAGAUGAAGCUGCUGAUCAAGAAUCUUUGUCUAUGUGCAGAGUGAUAUCAGUGAGGUCGUUCAUCAUCUGGUGCUUUUUUUUUUUGGACAGCCUCGUGGCCAAACUAAAGAGGGUAUCGUCAUUACCUAAGAAAUUCAUCACUUUGUCUCCUAGUAGAUUGACACGAGUGCGGGCCGAACUUUAAAUUUCUAAAGUCGAAGUGCACCUACUCUAACCCUAACAAUGACAAGUAUAACGAACAAGGGUUUGGUCUAGUGGUGAUACCACUAGCCUAGAAACUGGAGGUCUCAGGUUCAAAUUCCUUUAGUGGAACUUAAUCACAAAAGUAAACCUAUAUCACCCUUAUAUACAAAAAAAAAAAAAACAACAACAACGACAAGUAUACCGAUGCUAGGCUUGUAGUAAAGUUGCCGAUCAUAUUCCAAGGGAACCUUAGACUUACUAUUACUUCACUCCGAACUACUACCUAAUCAAAUAGGAAGUUUGAGGGUACAACUUCAACUAAUCUAACCUAACCUAGCUAACUAACUAAUCAAUCAAUCAAGCGGUUGGGAGGCCGCUAGAGGUGAGAUGAUUGUCUAGGAUCGAAUCUUUCUAGCUAUAGGUUGAUAUGAGCGAUAAUCUAAUGAUAUUUUGAAGUGCGGAGAUCAUGAAGGUGGGAAUGGACUCCAUGGUCAUGGGAUCGAACCUCCUCAUAUAGCUAGGUUCACCGGCCUAAUGUCACCUUAACCGGUCUACCCAACUAGGAAUUUGCUUCUAUCUCCUCUAAACGGAUUAUAUCCGUCCACACACAAAUCGGGUAAGUCAAUGAUCACACAAUUACCCCACAACAUCAACUAGUUGAGAAUCUAACUAAAAGGUCACCUUGACUUCUCUACCGGCUCACGAUCCAUCAAAUAAUUGAGGCUUUUUAAUAUAGUCCUCGAUAUGUAUUGGCCCCUUAGGAUUCCAUUUUCGACCACAGCCCAAGAAUUCACGUUUUCCUCGUCACGUCAACUUUUGAGCCCAAUGGAUUCAAGUCUUGUAGCUGGCCCAAUGAAUAGGCCUACCGGGCCCAAAUUCAGUUUAUCAGACGAAGAGUCGAGAGGGUAACACAACACCUUCUCAUUUGCCGACGGCAAGUCAAGAGUAGCGAGAGCCUAGUCGGCGGCAGAGCUUGGGCAACAAGGCAGAAUACUUGGCGCGACGACAUGAAGGAAGCCAGCAGCUUUCCAUAAAGCUGAUCGAUUUCCACAGGAAGCGAGGAAGACCCAUGGGAAGGAAAACCUCUCUCUAGACGAAAAUGGUGCCCGUUUCCCGGUUUAUUUUCUUCGCAUCCAAGCACGCGCCAAUGCAGCAUUCUCUCUCUUUGCUUCGAAGGUUUAGCCCAUCGAGGAAUCCGCAAUCUCGUAGCUAUACGAAAUCAACCAAACACGGGGGUGAAAAGCGGGAAACUCAGCAUGUGUACACUAUUGAAGAACCUCAGCGAGAGAAAUCUUAUGCUACUUUCAUCCUUCCUGCUGCUUUGCUAGGAUUUGGAGGGCUGGCAGCUUUCCUCCGAUACAAUGAUGAGAGGAGAGCAAUUCCAAGAGGUGAAACCCAGAAGGAACAAUUUUGCCCAGGUCCUGUUAUUGGCGGUCCAUUCUCUCUGAUUGAUACCGAGAAGCGAGUGGUAACAGAGCGUGACUUUCUAGGGAAGUGGGUUCUGCUAUACUUCGGCUAUACAUCCUCACCUGAUAUUGGCCCCGAACAAGUAAAAACCAUGGCCGAGACCAUUGAUAAACUAGAAUCACAGGAAAAUCUCAAGCUUUUGCCAGUGUUCGUCACACUCGAUCCUCAGCGUGACACUCCUACCCAUCUCCGUGCCUAUCUCAAAGAGUUUGAUCCCAGAAUCGUCGGAUUCACAGGCGCACCUGGUGCUGUGAGGCAGAUGGCACUGGAGUACCGGGUUUUCUUCAGGAAGAUUGAGGAGGACAAAGAUGAUUAUCUUGUGGAGGCAAACCACAACUUCUAUCUGAUCGGUCCUAACAAGGAGGUGGUGAAAUGUUUCGGGCCGGAGUACAAUGCAGAGCAUUUGACUGAAGCGAUAGCCAAGGAAAUGAAGAGGAAAGCGGCAUCUUAGUCAAUUUGGCUGCCUGGAUUUCCUGGACAGGCUGUUGAUGAUAUUGACCCUAGUUCAUAACUUCCAUUGCUAGAUUGUUUGACUCAAACAAGGGGAAAUUUUUGGUUAUUGGAGAAAAAGUCUCCUCUAGCUUAGCUAACCAAGAUCAGGAGGUAGUGACCACGGUGGAAGUGGAGUAUAUGUGCAUAUAGCCAAAUAUCAAAACCUUCGAAACAAGUACAUUCAUCCUUGCUGCCAUUUUCACUUUUAUUCUCUUACUGGGUGACUCUAAACUCCAAAGUUCAGUGGUUGUGUGUGAAUUUUGUUUGAGGGUUUUAGAAAUGCAGUACCCUUAUCGAAGAAGGGCUGCAGGAGGUUGUAUAUAUACCUCUGUUUAAAACCAACAACAGUGUUUUGCCACAUGUCAGAGAGACAUUGGCUAUUACAAAACAGUCUUACUGUUAAUUAACGGUUAAUACAAUAUUAAUGAAACGACAGCGUGUGUUCCUUCUUCUUCCUUUCUUUCUUCAAUCCGACAUCGUUUCCUUCUUCCUUCAUAGCUGCUGCAAAUCUCUCUUAGUCUCGGAUUCUUCAUCUGCUACUCCUUCAACUUCUUCUUCAGUCAACACCCCGCCUUCAAGUUGUGGACAUCAUUCUGAUUCCCAACUUGUCCAGUAGUUCUUUCAGCUUCACUCUGUGCACUGCCUCGUGAAUAAAUCUGCAAGCUGAUU
Molecule: messenger RNA, 3229 nt
Organism: Linum trigynum
Lineage: Eukaryota; Viridiplantae; Streptophyta; Magnoliopsida; Malpighiales; Linaceae
Source: the annotation of a GenBank genome assembly